UGCGCAGUGGCGUCGUGGAGCGUUGUGUUAGUGGUUGAACUGUAAACUUCAUAUUCUGCCACCAGCUGAAAACGGGCAUCUGCUUUGGAUUUAUUAUCUUGGUCUUUUGACGCUUAUAGCAAGUUUUAAACAUGUCCUCUGUGCAUGCACCGCCUGUGCUGCUUCCAGUCGCCGACAAUGCUGUCAAGGGCAAAACUACAACGGCUGGGUCGCGAAGAGCUGCUCUCGGAGAGAUUACAAACCGCCCUGCAACCGUCGUUGUCACCAAGGUUGGACGAAACAAGGCCUGUGGCGCUCAGAAAGCCAAAGUUCAGCCAAUGGCCCCACUCAAGGUUCAAGCCCCGACAGUUCCACUUCCAGAGAUAUCAGCUGAUGUGUCAAUGAAGGAGGAAGAGGAGCAAGAACUGUGCCAGGCUUUCUCCAACGCAAUGCUCCCAGUGCAUGAUGUUGAUGAAGAGGAUGGUGACAUGCCUCACCUCUGCUCAGAAUAUGUGAAAGACAUCUACGGAUAUCUGCGCCAGCUGGAGGUGCAGCAGGCUGUUCGUGCAAAUUACAUGGAAGGUUACGAAAUUACACAUCACAUGCGAGCGCUUCUCAUCGACUGGAUGGUCCAAGUUAGUUCCAGGUUCCAGCUGCUGCAGGAGACCUUGUAUCUCUCAGUCGCGGUCCUUGAUCGUUUUCUCCAGAAUUCGUGCUGUGUCCGGACGGACAUGUCGCUGGGUCCGGACAUGGACCGCGGUCCGCCUGUUGAGGAUCACUGGUGUAUACUAAAGGUCCAGCCUGUUUCUCGUAGAAAGCUGCAGCUUGUCGGUGUGACUGCAAUGCUGGUGGCCUGCAAGUAUGAGGAAAUGUACGCUCCAGAGGUGGGAGACUUUGCCUACAUCACAGACAACGCAUUCACUAAGGCUCAGAUUUUGGAAAUGGAGAAACAGGUCCUGAAGACGCUCAACUUUCAGUUGGGGCGUCCUCUUCCUCUUCACUUCCUCAGGAGAGCUUCAAAAGUGUCGAAUGCAGACACGGCAAGACACACACUGGCCAAGUAUCUGAUGGAGUUGACUCUUAUUGACUACGACAUGGUGCACUAUCAUCCCUCAGAGAUUGCUGCUGCGUCUCUGUGCCUUGCUCAGCUGCUCCUCAAUGGUCUGCAUUGGUCAACCACACAGCAACACUACUCCACAUAUGACGAGGCCCACCUGAAGCCCAUCAUGCAGCACAUCGCCAAAAAUGUUGACAUCGUGAACGAGGGGAAAACCAAGUUUCAAGCAGUUAAGAACAAGUACUCCAGCAAUAAACUGAUGAAGAUAAGUCUGAUUCCUCAGCUCAAGUCUUCAAUAAUCAGCAACAUGGCAGCUGCUCUCUGUGCUCCUUGACUUCUUGGCUGCUAUUUACUGUCACUUGCACUUUAUUUUAAAUCCCUGUUUCUUUUUAAUAAAUGCUUUUAUGAAUCUUA
This is a messenger RNA of Entelurus aequoreus (snake pipefish), 1450 nucleotides long. It is a transcript of the gene ccnb2, whose product is annotated as cyclin B2. The record is from RefSeq and is a predicted model, not a curated record. Gene Ontology annotation, cellular component: nucleus; cyclin-dependent protein kinase holoenzyme complex; cytoplasm. Gene Ontology annotation, molecular function: cyclin-dependent protein serine/threonine kinase regulator activity. Gene Ontology annotation, biological process: regulation of cyclin-dependent protein serine/threonine kinase activity; mitotic cell cycle phase transition. The transcript has 9 exons. NCBI's taxonomy places the organism in Eukaryota, Metazoa, Chordata, Actinopteri, Syngnathiformes, Syngnathidae. Bases 132 to 1370 code for a protein of 412 amino acids.